AUGGACUACCGUUCAUACCCUACUAUUCUCUACGGCAGUUGUGCCAUCGAGCGUUCCCCUCUUCAAUAUCCACCAUUCGAAGAGGAAUUCGUUACGGAGUUCCCGAUUGACGGAUCAGAUUCCGCUGACUGUGGGUUCCGACUGGGGACCCGGGAUCGGGGAGCCGUGGAGGGCGCCCUCGCUCGGGCUAAGAAGGCGGCCAGCAAGAAAGCCAUUGUGGAUUUAAUCCCCACAAAGCCUAAACACCCUUCCCCUGCCCCUUCCACAAAGCGGAAGAGGUAUCGGAGUCGUCCCAGAAAGUCUGAUCCAGGCGGUACUGCGGCUGCCUCCACCUCGCGCGAGGAACUUCUGGCCCCGGCCAGUGAGAACAUGACUCCGGCCUUUACAGAGGCCGCCGCGUCGAGCGAUGUGGCUCCUGCUGGUAUGGUCCUCCAGUACCGAAACCCAGCGGCGCCCCCUGACCGAGUGGCGGAGGCUAUUCGGAGAUACCUCCGUAAGAAGGAAGCGGAAGGAUGA
Molecule: messenger RNA, 516 nt
Organism: Penicillium paradoxum
Lineage: Eukaryota; Fungi; Ascomycota; Eurotiomycetes; Eurotiales; Aspergillaceae
Exons: 6
Coding region: 1-516 (171 amino acids)
Source: RefSeq, a predicted model, not a curated record